CUCACGUUUUCAUCCACGUUAUUGGCUGUGUGCCACAACACCCGAGCGCUUUGUUGUAUAAGAAGGGAGAGAGGUACUCGGUGGACACGUUGAAGAGCUAAACAGCAUUCUGCCCUGCCCCCUCCAGCACUGACCAGUAUGGCCGGACACUCGCCUUUCCUCAUUGCCUUGGUGGUAGGCAACCUGGUGGCGUUCAUCGCCAACCAGUUCCUCAGUCUACUGGGCAACACCAGAGAGUUUCUGGGUAUCGAGACAAAACUCUACCCCAAUACGAUUGGAAAUAUCUCGGACAAAUUUGCACUCGAGAUCACACCCUCUGGUUCCACCUUCAGCAUCUGGGGUGCCAUCUACGUAUGGCAGGCCAUCUGGACCAUCUACGCCCACAUCAACAUCUGCCGCCGUGCCCCCGAUGGGUACGUCUACAAUAGUCCCGCCCUCCUCACAGCGACCUUCUUCAGUGUCUCCAUCCUCAACUGGUUUAUUGUCAUUUCCUGGACCUUUCUAUGGUGCUGGGAGCUCGUGUGGGCAGCUUUUGUGUUCCUGGCACUCACCGCUAUUUCUAUAUAUACACUCAUCGGUCUCUCAUGCAAAGCACUUGCUGAACACACCGAGACACUCAUCAAACAAGAUCGAAAAAAGGAGAUAUGGCUCAUCCGAGCACUUGUCCAAAACGGACUGGCGUUUUACGGGGCCUGGUGCACCAUCGCUACUCUCCUCAACGUUGCCACUGCGCUGACUUACGGCGACCAUCCCAAGUUUGAUCAGAGUACUUCAAGCACCAUUGCAUUAGGCAUCCUGACCUUUGAACUUCUUGUCUUCUUUAUCUCAGACUUGACAAUACUGGACAGACAUACGAGGUAUAUUUUUAGCGAGUACAUCGUCGUGGUUAUCGCCCUUUCCGGAAGUAUCACUAAGAACUGGAAUCCUGCGAAGAGGAAUUCCAUCUUCACAGCUGUACUACUGGCUAUGGCGGCGUUGUGUUUAGUGGUGAAGGUGGUCGUGAUGCUGUGGCGUCACUUCCGGGGCGCACAGAGACAGAAAGUGUUCGUUCCAACGACGGAAUCAAAGCAGGACGGAGGAACAGCGUAACAUCACCAGAUCUGAUGACAAUUCUUUAUACAUCACAUCACCCCUAAACGGGCAUUAUUCAUUCUAACAAUUAUGUGCAUUACGGGAACGUGGUAUGUUUUGUCAGUUGUGAUCAUACAAGGAUGCCACCCUUGGGUUUUUAACUCUUGCCGUUAUAUUGUUUGGUUUCUUUAUACACCACAAUUACAUCUUUUGCUCACCAUUCGGAGGAAAUCACUGCUGUUUCCGAUUUACCUUAUACUCUGUGGAUACUUCAAAAAAAUAUUUCACUGUGUAAUAUGUUCAUUCAACCAGCCUGUAUUAUGUCUUGUUCUGACAUAUCCAUUUUAUUGUAACUAUGUAACGUUUCAUUUGACAGAAAUAAAGUGCGUAUUUUUGCAAA
This is a messenger RNA of Haliotis rubra (blacklip abalone), 1471 nucleotides long. RefSeq lists its product as uncharacterized. The record is from RefSeq and is a predicted model, not a curated record. The transcript has 3 exons. Lineage: Eukaryota; Metazoa; Mollusca; Gastropoda; Lepetellida; Haliotidae. The coding region runs from base 139 to 1089 and encodes 316 amino acids.